CGAUGCACUCGAGUAUGUUUGUCCGCGCUACGAGACGCUGCAACACGUCACCGUCCCGACGUUUCGUACUGGCCGUCGCCGUCGUGUUCUCGCGGUCCCGCCGUUAACGGUACACGUGCAGUUCUCGUCGCCGUGCGAUAUUUCGUCCGUCGCCGGUACGCCACGGACAUUGUUUUUUUUUUUUUUUUUCUGUUUCCGAUUCCGUCACGUUUUCGCUUUUCCGAUCGUUAUUCGCGUAUUCGGACAUCGGAUUUUUUUUUUUUCGGCCGUCGGCGUGUAUCUGAUAUCCGCCGUCAUCGCAAAGGUUCUCGUACGUAAGUAUAAUAUUGUUUAUAACAAUUGUAUUAUAAGGCAAGCCGUUUUAUAUCCGCACUCGUAGCAGUGGCUUAACUAGAACUUCCGAUGCCCGUGGUAAAACCUAACUGAUUAGCAAAAAAAAAAAAAAAAAAUUUUUCAAAACGACCCUCACCUGUCCGAUAAUGCCCUGGUCUAGGCCACUACUAUGGUCCUCAUCUGUUGUGGGCCCGUGGUUUUCCAGGGGCCUCCGACGAAGUCAAGUGACAACACUGGUCGUACGAUCGUAAGCACCGUGUAUAUAAGUCUUCAUAUGCAGUUGCAGCAAGUCCUGAACGCGGACAAGAAUCUAGCGAGUUAUGUUGUCCAAUCGAAACAUUUAAAAUAUCGUUCAGGAAACAGAUCAUACACAUCGAACGAUUAUAAGUCUUCGCGCGUCUAUGAAAUCUGAAAUAUUUUUUCGGUAUAGGUCCCAACACCUUCACCAUAAAUUCACGGUCAUAACUACAAAAUAUUAUUAUUAAUAUAAUCGCUAUAUUAUCAAAACUCAUACCUCGCGCCUAAUGAUGGGUUCAAUCGUAAUUCAGUGAGUAUCUCGGCGGUGAAUUUUCCCAGCAACUCGUAUAAUUUAUUAGGCAAAGGUACGUGAAAAAUUCGCCCGACAAUAAUGCGCGUAUUAAAAUAUCGGUAAAAAAAAAAGCGCUGUCUAUAGAAUUUUUACGAUUAUUCGGGGCUACAGGGUUUUUAAAGGUUUUGAGAUGCGUAUUUUAUCGAGAUAAUGGCUGUGGUAUUGUACAUCACAGAGCAAAAGAUAAAGCAAAAUAAUCAAAAUAAAAACAUCACUUAAAAUGACAUGAAAAUACAUAAAAAGAAAAUUAUUUCGAGAAGAAAAAGGUGAUACCGUUCAUGGGUGAGCCACUGUUUUAGGAGGAUAAUUGGAAAGAAACGAUAUACCGGAUAAUUUGGUUUGUAUGAUGUAUUCAUUUUAUGCAAAUGUAAAUUUAUACCUUAUUCAUUUUUGUAAUUGUAUGUAUCUGUGUAACCGUGGGCACCGGUCGGGUUUCCCUAAUUCCAUGGGGUGCUCAGCCACGUAAAUGGCCGAUGAGGUCAUCAACAAUAAUAUAAAUAUUAUAAUGCGUUAUGAGUAGGUAUAUAUCAAAUAACCGAAAUAUAUUCCAAAUAAUAUAUAUAUAUUUAUUACUUCGUGUGAUGCUCGGCAUUCUAUAGAAUAGGACAUGAGGUGCUCGAGCAACCGCAGCACCUCAAUAGCCGACGCCAACGUAUACAUGCAACUCUCUAUCACCAAAGCAAGCUUCGCUGAAAUGUGGUAGAUAUUUAUUUGAAAUUAAAUAUUUUCAAAAAAAAAAAUUCCAAACGAAAAAACGAUUCUGAACGGAGUAGCGUCGUGAUUUUACGGUAUCUCGUGAGAUCAACAACAAAUUUCCCGUUUUUCACAAUACUAUUGAGAUGAGUACGGGGAACAUCGAAAAAUGACGCCCUAAAUACACCAGCUAGAUCCAAAAUGCUACAAGAAAGUUCUUAUAAUACUUUCGAUUGGUGCAAUAUUUCUAAUAGAAAUGUUGUUAACAAACUGUACAAAGACACAUCACGGUAAAACCGAAACAUUUGUCUUUACGAUCAGAUAAGAUAUCGCUUUUUUUUUUCCAUCGGGAUCCCUCGAAUAAUAACAAUACGGAUCCUAAUCUAACCUAACCUACUCGUCUGCGCUAUAGGUGCCGAUUUUACUAUACAAUUUGUAUUCUACGAGUGUUUAAUUGAACCAUUCGAUCUAGACUACAAUGUAUAAUUAUUAUCAUAAUAAUAAUACGAGUAUACGAGGUACAACAGACCAUCUCCCGUUUCACUUUAAAUAAUUCCGAUUUUCGUAUACACAAAUAAUAAAUUGGAUUAUUUCUUUCGCCACACAAUAAAUUAACGCGUCUUUUAAUGGUUGUGCAAUAAUAGUAAUGGUACUACGGUCUGCAGCCGAUUCGUUUUAUACUUUAGUCUUAUACAAUCGUUCGUUAUUCGUACAUAAUUAUACUGUAGCGGACGGACACUGCGCGUAACGCAUUGUAUUGUAGCUGAUACAGUAGGAUGAUUAAAAUUUAACUUUUUUUUUUUUUUUCUGGUAUAUAAACGUGUAAACGUAUAACCAAUAACACGCGUGGUGAUCAAAAAUUCAACUUUAAAAAACAAACGGCCAUACUUCGCACGAUGGGUGGUCCACUGUUGUCGGUGAGAAGUUGAAAAGGUAAAUGGGAAAUUCAAUGUAUAUCUGUGCGCAACGAUUUAUCAUUGCUAACGGAAAACGAUUCUGAGCGGAGUUCGGUUAAACAUGCUUUGAAAGACCGUAAUAUUAACGAUGUACAAAUAAUAAAUUCCGUAAAUUUUCCUGUUUUUCCUACGUUUAUUCACAUUUAUUAUAAAAACCCCUAGGAGACCUUCCUAAAGUACUAUCCCAUAAAAAUUUUCUUUGAGAAAAGGUACUAAAUUUGAAAAUCGGACCGUAAGUUUUAGUAGAAAAGUUGUUCACAGAAAAAAAUUGUAUCAUCGUAAAACCAAAAUAUUCCUUGCUCCGCUCAGAAUCUAAAUUAUCUUAGGGGCACUUGGUCAACAUUUGUUCUACGCGAUGUUCAUGAACCACGGGAAAAAUUUAAAAUCAAAUCGUUAUGUUUUAAAAAUCGCAUUACCGGUUGAUUGAAAUGCCGUUAUAUAAAAUGACCUAGAUAUCUAUUAUUUUAUAAAAGUAAUGUAAUAUCUAAAUCGUCCAUAGUACUGUAUGUCGAUUAAAUUAUUUGUAAAUAUAUUUCUUUAGACAAAAUAUCUAGAAGAAUAUUCGUCUUACUGCAAAUUGUAUUAGCACUGCAGUAUUUAACCCUUGUUGCUCGAUAAUUAAUAUGUUUAAAUGGAUAUUUCAUUGUUUGUGAUAACCAUAUAUUAACCAACAAUUAUAAUUUUUUUUUUUUCAUCCGUGUCACCAAGGUAACCUAUAAACCAGCAAUAAAAAAAAAAUCAAUCAAUUUUUGUUCCGAAAAUAUCAACAACCAUGUAUUAGCCAUGCUCUGGAAUUUGAAUUUUGAAAAUGCUUACGAAGAACAAACAGACAGACAGACACUUUCUUUUAUUAAUACUAUUAAAGAAGAUAAUUAACAAUGUAGUAACGAGUGAAAUAUUGUAAAUUAUUAUUAUCCGGACGGUCAUUCAAAGAUCGGACGAUAAUGUUAUGAAAAAAAAAAAAACGUAUCGAAAAUAAUAUAAUACAUUUACACGGAAGAUAACGUGUUAAAAAUCUAUCAAGGGAACACAUAAUAUAAUACCGAAUCCGAGUUACGAAUAUAACGGACGUUUGUAUAUAAAAAAAAAAUUAAAUUACUUUGACUUAUCGUAAUAUAUUGUACAUCGUAUACAUAUAAACGUGCAGUUAUAAUAUGCGAGAAGCGCAAAAUAGUUACGUAAUAGAUUUUUUUUUAAUUUUUAAUUUUUUUUUUUUCAUCAAAAAAUACGUUCUAUUAACUAUUCUCAGCAGACGUGUAUAAAACUAUUAUAAACACCAUAUAUAUGUACAUUAUAUUUUAAAAUCUUGUAAUAUUAUAAUGUUGUAAGUACUCGAAAAUAAUCCUUUAGAACAUUUUCUCUGAAUACGAACAUUUCGAACAUCUACAUUUUUUUUUUUGAUCGAUUCAAUUGCCAUGUGCAAAAAUAUUAUAGAUUUACUUAUAAUUUAACGUUUAUGUAAAUUUGGAUACCCACUUGGGUACAUAUAUUAUAAAUAUUACCAAAACUUAAGAUUAAUAAAAAUUAACACUGUAUUUUGUAUGCUAAAUAAUUUUGCAAUAAUUAUUAUUGCUAAUAUAUUUUUGAUUUUUAUUUUUUGAAUUUUCUUUAUGCUAGGUCAUAAUAUUUUUUUUUGAAAAUAAACUCAUAAUUUUCUCGGAGCACGAAAGUUUUAGAGCAUUUAAAUUUAUUGUUGUUUACCUAUAACUAUAACCUUAUAAUUAAUAUUCAUUAUUGACCAUAGUAACUCAAUGAAAUUAAUGGAAGAAUUUAUUGAUAAUUAUAAAGUGGCUUUUAACAAUAAAUAAACAUGUUGACGAUUUUAGAUUCUGAAUGAAAUGAGGAAUAUAUUGGUUUUACAAUAGUGUUUAUUUAAUUUAUUUAUUUUUUCUGUAAAUAACUUUUCUACCAAAAUAUCUCGUAGGGUGAUAUUUUAAGAAGUUCUUUUUUUGAUUCUCCAAAAAGUUUUCAUGAUAAAUUAUAAAAAAACGAAGAAAUUUACGAAAUGUAUUAUUCUCAAAUCUUACGAUUUAAAAUAAUACAGCCUUUCAAAACAUACAUAACCGAACUCCGCUUAAAAUCGUUUUUCGUUACCAAUGAUUAAUCGUUAUAUACAGAUAUUUUCCCCUCUACCUUCCUAACUUCUCAACUACAAUAGUGGCCCACUCGUUGUGCUAAUUAUGUUUGUUUUUUUUUUUAAAUGAUUUUUUAUGAUUAACAAUUAUUAAUGAACUUGAAAUAGUGUUAUAUUUUCCCAUUAAAAAAAAUUGUAUUUUUGUUAUUUCUCAUAAUUAAAUAAAAUUUGUGUUUUCACUAUGUUUUAUAUAUAACUCAUAUGUUUUUUAUAUAAUUCUGUUUGCUUCCUCCAACAAUUAUUAUAAGCUAUAAAUAUAUGUAGGUACUUUUAAAACUAAAUUCAUUGUUUAAUUUUUUCAUAAUUUGAUCAUUUUUGUAUGAUUUCUAUUUUAUACAAUAAUGUAAUUACGAAGUUAUUUACAGAGUACUCUGAAAUAAUGUAAAUACAUAUAUAAACAUCAACUCAAGUUAUGCACUCAUUAGUUCCUUAUUCCGGUUUUACAAAAUCCUGGCAAGAAAAUUCAGCUGUUACUAAUAAUUCUGUACUUUUUUCGUUGACGAGAAACGUCACAUUUUUUUUUUCAUUCAGUUUAGUAGUGAAAAUAUAAAAUACAUUUACUGAAUAAUAAUAAAAAUAUCGCUGUUAAAAAAGUUAUAAUACCUAAUAUUAAUAAACUUGUGUAAACUAUUUAAAAGUAAAGUGUACAACCGCACACGCUGAUUCCCAUCCUCUCUCCCAAUGACCUAUCCUUCUUCCCUUGCGCACGCCAAUAAGUAUUUUACGAGUAUGCAUAUUACGUUUAUUGGUUUUUUUUUUUUUUUUUUUUACGUAACGAAAAUUUUGAAACGUUUUCUUUCUCCACACUCUUUUGUAACGAACAUCUUUUUUUUUGCAAUUGUGUAUUUAGAAAACUAUGACGGUCGACUAUUGCAAUCUAGAUUCCGUGAUGAUAACCUUGUAAAAGACAAUAUCAUAAUACAGACACUCUUACGAAUUCGUCAUUCAAUUGACAAUAAUGUAUUACCUGCAUAAGUUGAGUAUGAUAAUAUUCAAUUACGCACAAGUGCAGGUCGACUUUCACUGAAAUGUCUGCGUGUUGACACUUCUUCUACUGCAAUUACUGAGAUCACAAUUUAUCACAAUAUACUAUGCAUUUCGAUGAGUAGACAAUGAUUGAUAUUCAUAUUGUACAAUAAAGAAACAAUAAUGAAUACAAAAACGUUAUAUAAUCGUUUUAUAAAUAACGCAUACAAACGAUAAAUGAGCGGUUUUAUGAGAAAAAGCCUAUAUAAAUCAACUUUGGCCAUUUUUGGUUUGUACAAUAUCAACUCUGUGGGAAAUUUCAAGUCACAUUAAAUGGUACAAUUAUAAUUUACAGAUGUAGGUACUUCAGAAUUUUUUAAAAAUAUUACUCUAUGAAAUACGUCUCUUAUUUAAUUUUUUUUUUUUUAUUUUGUAUAAUUGUAUACAAUAAAUAUUCGUAUAAUAUCAACAUCAAGUCAAAUUGAGAAAGCCAUCCGGGGUAAACGCUAAAAAGCCGUGUUUCGUCUUCACUGUAAAGUGGCUGGUUUUGAUUUGCUCUUAAAAAUCGUCCAACUUAUCGAAUCAGAAAACUAUUUAUAAUGCUCAAUUUAAAAACUAAAUGUAGAUAACUAAGAGUAUAUAUAUGCUAUUUAGCGUUAUAUAUAUUGUAUAUAUAUAUAUAGUAAAACAAUUUUUCUUUCUUCAUUCGUGUAUGAAGUAUUUUAAUUAUAUACUCUAAAUACAAUAUUAUACUGGUUUUGAAGACAAUUCGUUCGUUAGAAUAAAUUACCAUAACAUUUAGUACAAACAAUUCUUAACGAAGAAACCAAAACACACGACUUUUAGUCGCGUUAAAUCGUUUUAUUUUACUACUGUGAUUGAAAAAAAUCUAGAAAGUUUUUUUUUUUUAUGAUUUCUUUGAUUUUUUGACAUAAUUAUUAUCGGUACGGUUAACCUCCUCUCACCCGAAUCUGACAUUAUAAUAUAAUAAAACAGUUAAAAGAGGAAACGAACGAAAUAAAGAUUUUUUGGUUACAAAUAAUUAUUUUCUUUUAGAUUUUCAACGACGGCGGAAAAUAUUACAGUUUCGCUUGUUACACCUAUUGUUUUUUUUUUUUUUUUUUUUUUUUUUUUUUUAUGUAAACAAUUUCACUGAGCAACUACUAGUAGGUAUAUAAUAUAUACACAAACUACAGUGUCCAACUGUUUAGACUGUACGCAUUUAUUUCGUAAUAAUGAAUUAUUUGUCCCAUUAUUAUUUCCAAAUAGUUUUUUUUCAAUUUAUAUAAUAUUGACGAGUCGACAAUCGCGUAGUUAUUUGAAAAUGUCAUUAGGCGAGACGACCGAACAACAGUGUCGGUUUAAGUACUUCGCGCGAUUUCACUAAUAUAUUAUAAUAUAUAUGUAAAUUCGAUGCAAUAUCGUUUUGCUGUUGCCGCUAAUCUCAAUCUUUACGAUGUAUACAGAGUGUUGCCUAUUUAGCAGGGGCAUAUAACGAUUACAUAUAUACGAAGAUUUCGAGUAAAUUGUAUUCGAAGUUUCCUCGGGUUUGUUAUGGUUAACGAUUUUAUUCGUCGUGCAAUAUAAUAUUCGACGUUUUUGAAAAUUGAAAAAGUUUUAAAUAUAAUGUACAUAAUAUUCUAUAAUUACAUCUACUACACCUGUACCAUAUACCUCUUAGCUCUUAAUGGUAAAUUAAUCCACUGCAUUGAUCCUUUAACGACAUCUUAAUGCGGCUUAGUCCGGGCUUUUUUUUCGCAAUCGCCAGUUUAGUUUCAAUUUAAAAUUAAGUUUAUUAUGUAUACCACGUGCAUUUAAAUAAAUUCUCGCCGUGGCGUAUACAAAAUGAAAAUUAAUUUUCCUAACCGAUAAAAACAAUUUUCCGGAAAAAUAAUUGGUAAUAUCCAAAAGUUUUUCAAAUAAAAUAUCACCUGGGAAGAAAUAUUCGAACAUCGGAACAUCAAAGUAUCGGAGCAUUUCAAACUAAACCGUAAAAGUGUUUUCCGAUCAAACAUAAAACCACAUUUUUAUAAAACAAGCUUUUCCGUUACACCCGGAUCGGAUAAACAUUUUAAACAUAGUGCAUUUUAAGCGUCCCGAAUAUACCGACUAAACCCAUUCGAAAUCUCCGUAUAGACUACAAUCGCCGCGCCGGUCGGUGACGAAAGAAUCACCCUGUACGUUGCACGAGCGGAGUUAGGCACCCAGCUGUGUAUUAUUUUUGCGCGCGCGGUCGUUUUGUUUUUCUAUUCACGAACGACGGGCCAGAAGAGUUGCCGCGCGCUCGGCACGAUUCGCGCGCGAGACGACACACACUUUACACGAACCCCGCGCCGUGCCGGCGGUGAACUCUAACCCGACCGCGAAGAAGAAGAAAAAGAAGAAGAAGUCGACGACUUUCGUCAAAACAGGAAACACAAUUCGCUUUCAAUACACCCAUUAGGUAUAUAAUAUUAUAUAGGUGCUGCGGCAGACUCUUGACUAUAAUAAACACAAUACAGGUACGGUUUUCGAGAGGACAGUCGAGUCAAUAAUAGCGCGCGUGUACAUAUAAUACGUACUCUGUAGACGGAUAAUGUAGUUGUUAUAUAAUAAUUGGAUACGGUUUGGCCGGUGGGCAGACGAUGAGACCGGUCGUACGCACACGUACCUGUUACACGCGUAUUUAUCGCCCGUAGGGGUCAGUCGGACUGCCGGUCGGUCAGGUGAAAGUGUAUCCUUGGAUUACAUCAUUAUUAUAUAUUUUUGUUUCCCCUUACCCCUCCCCCCCUCAUCCCGCCCCGACGACUUGUACGCGUAGUAUUUAUAUUUACUGUAUGUAUGAUUUGAUUUUUUUUUUUUUUUUCAAAACUCGGUGACCUCGUUUAAAUUAAAAUUUAUACACAGCGCCGUAUUCGUUCCAAUCAUACCGCCGGUAUUCGUAUAUAUUUAAUAUUACGCAAUUUCGGAAAAUAGUAUUGAAACACACGGGGGCGACUAUCGUACAUAUCGGAGAGAUAUACCGUGGCGAAAAACACUGAACACAAUAUAAUAGAAACAAAAACAAAAAAAACUGUGCCGUAUAUUAUAAUGAGCGUGUGAUUUUUUUUUUUCACGUGCCAUACAGGUGCUGCAGCCUAGGGGAGGUUCGGAUUGGCGUUAUGUAAAAGCGAAACCGCUGCAGAAAAACACGUGCAUUAGGUCAGUGUGGACAAUGUGUAUCGACGGACACGCCGAGGAUUCGUUUACUACAACUAUUAUUUCUACGACCGUCACAUCAGCCGCCGCAAUCGAUUCAGGUACAAAACGUAUAUUAUGACAUAUUAUAAAUAAUUAUUAGUGAUCAGCACGACCGAAACAGGUGCUAUCGAACUAUUCAAAUAUUUUAACCAUUCAAUAGUUUCAACAGUUUUGUAGAACGAAUAGUUAUUAGAAAUAUUCGACAGUUUUAUCGAAUAAAAUGGACAACAAUUUUCGAAUGAAACAUUCGAUAGUUCAUCCAAAUUAAUCAAAAACUAUCGAUAGUAUAAACUAUUCGGAAAUAUCCAUUACCAAUAAUAACAGUAUAAUGUUAAUCGAUUAUACACAUUACCAAAAUAAUUAUUAUAAUUAAUUCAAUUUAAAAUAACGUGCCGUAUUUAUGGGUUGAAUAUAGUCGAUUUUCUCAUAACGUUUGAAAAAAAAAUUAAAAUUUAUCAACCUUUCGCUGUCUAUUACAUUUACAAGUCGACUCAUAGGCAUGCGCAGACUUUAAAUUCGGGUCGUGCCUAAGAAAAAUUAAUUUAUUAGAUAAAUCGUCCCAAUCAACUUUCAUUACCUUUCAAUACCAGAUAAUACAAAAAAAAAUAAAUAAAUUUUAUGCGCUGUCUUUAAAUUAGUUUUCAUAAUUAUAUCAAGUAGGUACCAAAUAAAUAUCAUACACUCCAGAAAAUCAAAAUUAAAAGUUUUUUCAAUCAAUAAUCAUCAUAGUCUAUAAAUAAAUAACUUGGAUAGUUACAAUUAAACACAGUCGUAAAAGAUAAGAACGAAAUUGGCAGUGAAAUCAAAAUGUAUGAACUAAAUUUUAAAUUAAAGAAAAAAAAGUGAUCGUAAUUUUACUAAACAUAAAACAUGUACCUACUACUACCCAAAAUUACUCGGACUUCAUUAUUAAGACACCACAUUUUCACCUUAAAAAAGGGAAGUCGCACUGUGCAACGGUGAUUUUACUCUUUCAAUACCAUCGCUACGAAAAUGUUUAUCCUAGCACUUUAGAAAUUUAUAAUUAUCUAUCGGAUUUUAGUCCAAUAAUAAUUUUUUAUUUGUAUAUAUGAUAUCGAUAAAAUAAAAUCAACAUUGCACAGUGCAAGUUCUCCAUUUUAUAUAGUAAAAAGGUAGUUUAUCAAUUAUUGCUAAAGCCCGGGUAAUAUUUCGUGCAUGAAAAUUUGUUCACAAUCGAAUUUCGAGGCCAUUAAAUCAUAUUAACAGGACGCCACAUCUACAACUACUGUCUCCGUGUACAACGCAUCCGACGCACGACAUAGGUAGCAAAGACGUAGAAUUUUAAGCGAUAUAUAAAAAAAAAUCGUGAUAUUUCACUUACUCAUAUCACGCUUAAAAAUUUAAAUAUCGAAAAAAAACCGACGUUCAGACACAGAUAAGGUUCUAACUAUUAAUUCUGGAAAUAGGUUAAUUCAAUCUAAUAUAUUAAAACGAACGGCACAAAAUGUAUCCGACUUUACGUAAAUUUGUCACGUCGUGAUGCGUUUAUAAGACGGAAAUAGUAGAUUUUACGUGAAAUAAUGACACGCAAAAACACAAUGACAUUAUUUUAAGUUGUAUUGUAUACUAGAUAAUUCACCCCAUUUUUAUGAUUAAAUUUUGCAUAUAUUCAAAUUCUGAUUUUUGGAAUUUGUAUGUGUAGUUAAAGCCGAUAUUUUCGAAUACUUGGAUUUUUAGUACUAAUAAAACGCCGCGCGCAGUACCGCCACACAAAUGAUACCCCACUAGAUUCUCUCCUACAACGAAGUUUUUUCUUUUACUCGUUUUAAUACCGUCCGCAACUCGGAUUUUUUUUUACCUGUUUUAAUCUUGACCAUGACUCGGUAUCAACCACUUUCCCCUAACCUAACUACACUUAAAAAAUUCAAAAAUCCUAAUUUGAAUGCAUGCAAAAUUUAACAAAAAAAAAUUAGUGCAUAGCACGCUUAGUGAAUCAUCCUGUAUAAAGUUAUCUUAAUAGAAAUUCGACGCGUAGGGGUUUCUCAACGUAUUUCAAAAGUCCGUAUCUUACAGCUUAUGAAAAGUCCUAAACACGCUAUCGUUCGGUCGGGUUAGGUAAUUAGGUUAGGUUAGGUAUGUGUUAAUGUCUACGUAAUGAUUGUACGCGAUGACCGCCGCCGUCGUACACCCAGAGCCCGUAUCGCGUGCCGUUCGCGGUUUACACACCGCGAUAAUUAUUAUGAUGUAUCGAAAAGCGUCGGUAGUAAUAAUAUUUUUUGGCAUCGUGAUUUUAAUGAGAAUUUUCCCUUUUUUUGGCCGGACCAACCGCAAUAUUAUUACAUAGGUGCAUUUUGCACCUAUGUAAUAUAUAUAGUGCAUACUAAUAUGUAGCGCAUAAUCGAAACGUUUAUGUUUCAGAACCCGCGUUCACGAGCAAUAAUGCCGCUUCUGUUGCAAUAGUGCUGGACGACCGCAGCGGACAUGAUAUUCGCCUUGAUCGCGGCCGGAUCAGCUUUAAAAGCCGGCUUGACGAUAGUGGGCACCAGUGUAUGGAUGAUACCGGUGUUGAUAGCCGCCAUGGCUUACUACCGGUACGACCUUUAUGACCCCGAAUCCCGACCGUUCAACCAGAAAACCCUUAAGCGGGAGUAUGACUUUAUCGUUAUUGGCGGAGGAUCUGCGGGCGCGGUGGUCGCCAAUAGGCUAUCAGAGGUAAACAGUGACGGCGAUGACGAAUUGUAGUCACGCAGCAUAAAGAUACACUGGACGCUCAACAAAGAAUCAAAAGUUGUCUACCAAAUUGACUUGGUAGUGUGGCAAAUAUAACAUAAAAUACAUAAUAAUAUACGAUAGGCAACCAUUACGAGCGGAGCGAGGAAUAUAUUGGUUUUACAAUGCUGUUUAUUGUUUUUUUCUGUGAAUAAUUUUCAUGAAAUGAAAAAAAUCUGACUGGAAUGGUAUUUUAAGGAGGUAAUUAUUUGAUUUUCCCAGGGGGUUUUCUAAUUAAUGAGAAAAACCAGAAAAUUUACGAAAUUUAUUGUUUUCAAAUCGUUAAUAUUACGGCCUUUCAAAACAUGUAUAACCGAACUCCACUCGGAAUAGUUUUUCGUUAGUAAAGAUUAAUCUUUGCAUACAGAUAUACAUUAAAUUUUCCCUUUAUCUUCCUAAAUUCUCACAAACAACAGUGGCCCGCCCAUUGUACGAAGUAUGUCCGUUUGUGUUUUUAUAUCAUCGAUUCUUAUCAUGAGUGUCACGUCAUUAAUAGUAUUUUAAAUCAUGCAAAAAACAUCUGCCAUAGUAUAAUAAGACGUGAUACUGGGCAGACACUAGUUAAAAAGUUGUAAGUUACUAGUUUUGAUAACUUUUGAUAACUCCACUAGUUAAAAAAAAAAAUAUUAGAAAUUAACUUUGAUAGUUCUUUAUUUUAAUAAAUAAUGUUGACUUAAUUUAUUUUUUUUACAUUUUAUCUAUACAAAACACACAUAAGCCUAAGUUUGUGUUGGGGUAGAGACUUAUCAUUCUAGUUUUAUACUACUAAACAAGGUAACUCAAUUUAUUUCACAACAUUCUAUUUCGAGAGCCGCUACUUAGAAUAUCCAGUGUAUCUUAACUAGUGCUAGCAAUAUCUAUUAUUUAUUCUCCAAUCAUUUUAAUAAUUUUCGGUCGUCGUUUGCUACAGAUCGGACACUGGAGCGUUUUGCUCUUAGAAGCCGGCCCGGACGAGAACGAACUGUCCGACGUCCCUUCGUUGGCCGCUUACCUUCAAUUAUCGCGUUUGGACUGGCAAUACAAAACCGAACCAACGGGUAAGUGCUAAGCUUAUUUGUUCUAAAAAAAAUUAUGUUUUCUACGACGUUUAGCGUUUAGAUUCUUCUUCUGUUUUCUCUUAUGCUUUUAUUUUAAAACUUUUUCUGAAACGGUUCCCUCUGUCCUAAAAUUUUUAACAAAUUUCUCAUAUUAAUUUGCAUAACACAAUCAAAAGCCUCUGACUCGAAAUAUCUUAUCAGCACCACAGUUGUUCAGUCGGUCCUUAUCGAAGAAACGUCUAUAACGAGUGAAUAUAAUUUGUACGUUUUAAAUUCUAGGCAAGGCGUGUUUGGGACUAAAGAACGGUCGUUGCAAUUGGCCCCGGGGUAAAGUAUUGGGCGGGUCAAGCGUACUGAAUUACAUGUUGUACGUUCGUGGUAAUCGACACGAUUAUGACGGUUGGCGAGACAUGGGCAACGAAGGUUGGGGUUACAGUGAAAUACUGAAAUACUUCACCAAAUCGGAAGACAACCGGAAUCCAUAUUUGGCCAGACCCGGGUCACCGUACCACAGGGCAGGCGGCCUAUUGACAGUACAAGAAGCCCCAUGGAAAAGCCCGUUGGUGGUAUCGUUCGUCGAAGCCGGUCAAGAAGUGACGGGUUACCCGAACAGAGACAUAAACGGAAAAUAUCAAACAGGAUUUAUGGUCGCGCAGGUAAUUUAUAUUAGUCAAAUACAUUUCCUUAUAUAUGGAUAAAGAGAAAUAUUUCUUUAGCCACCUAAUAAUCUCUAUCCACUUUUUCUCUGAUCGUGACUAAUUUUCAACUUAAAUAUUAUACAUUAAAAUCAUCUUAUGAACAUCAUACUGAUUAUCAGGGGACGAUUCGUCGGGGCACCCGGUGUAGUACCGCCAAGGCAUUCCUUCGGCCAGCCCGGCUUAGGCCCAACUUGCAUGUCGCGCUGUACGCACACGUUACCAAGAUCAUCAUAAACCCGGUCACCAACCAAGCGACGGGGGUGCAGUUCUUGCGUGACGGCCGGAUGCACCUGGUGCACGCCAAACGGGAAGUGAUCCUAUCGGGUGGCAGUAUUGGCAGCGCACAACUUCUGAUGCUGUCUGGCGUCGGUCCCCAGGAACACUUGCAACGGCUGGGUAUUCGUGUACUGAGGGAUUUGCGCGUCGGUGACAAUCUACAAGACCACGUGGGUAUGUUCGGGUUAACGUUCAUCGUCGACAAACCCGUGGCUAUUGUACAGAACAGAUUGAGGGUACGUAUAGCUAAGUUUUAUGUUGGAUCUGUGGAAUACGUAUUAAAUACAACGAAACCUCGUUGGACGAAACCUAUAAUAAUCAGAUAAUGUAUAUUAUAUCGAUGUAUAGCCGGUCCCCGUAACAAUGGAAUAUUUGACUCGAGAAAAUGGACCGAUGACCACGCUCGGGGGGGUCGAAGGACUUGGGUUUGUUCCUACUGUUUACGCCAAUAACACCGAGUAUCCGGAUAUCCAAUUCCACAUGGCACCCGCGAGCAUAUCCUCGGACGACGGCAUAAAAGUACGGAAAAUUCUAGGCGUCCGAGAUUCCAUAUACGACAAAGUUUUCCGACCUAUAUCCAACAAUGACGCUUGGACCAUUAUGCCACUUUUGCUUAGGCCCAGAUCACGGGGAACUAUCAGGUUGAGAUCGAGAGAUCCGAUGGCCUAUCCGUACAUAGACGCCAAUUACUUCGACGACCCACUGGAUAUAGCCACUCUGGUAGAAGGCGUAAAAAUGGCAGUUCAAGUAAGUCUAUUCGUAUUUGUGGUGACGUAUCCUGCAGGACCAUAUAUUUAGGCACCUCCAUACGUAAUAUGUACUCAAAAGCGCUUUUGAGAUUUUUCAGUGCAGGGUACACCACUGUAAUUAUCCAAAAUUAUUCUGUAUUGUUUUUGGAAUUUACACCUAUGUUUACGUUUACACAGAUAGGACAGAGCAGAGCUUUCCGACAGUAUCGGUCACGGCUCCAUCGGGUGCCUAUACCGGGAUGCGCCAGGUACGAGUUCGGGUCCGACAAGUACUGGGAAUGCAGCAUUCGCCACUUCAGCAUGACCAUUUACCAUCCGGUAGGCACGUGCAAAAUGGGACCGGCCGGCGACCCCAGCGCUGUAGUGGACCCUAGACUACGGGUGUAUGGCAUUCGGGGUUUGCGAGUAGUCGACGCGUCCAUAAUGCCGACGAUCGUCAGUGGCAACACCAACGCACCGACAAUAAUGAUCGCCGAAAAAGCAUCCGAUAUGAUUAAACAGGAUUGGCUCGCUAAUAACCGUUACCGGGGUUAACCCGUCCCAUGAGUACAUGACCUUUUCCUAUUCGGCCGAAAUGAAAUAAGUUGAUAGCUUUUCUACAUAAACCACGAUUUAAAAUAUUGAAAUGGUUACCUUACGGGUGACUAUAAAAAACCAAAAACCUUUUUAUUAAAAAAUCCUACAAAUCAACCAAAUUUAUAAUGUGCUUACGGCGGUGCUCAGAAUAAAAACAAUUUUUAAUUAUUUUUUCUUAAAUCAUAUUAUUAUUAUGGUUAUAUACUCGCAUUUUGUUAAAACCCUCUUAGAUACAUUUUACGUAAUCAUUUUAGAUGCGAGAGUUGUUCCGUUAUUUAAAAAAAAAUGUUAAGAACAUACUACUCGUCCUUGCGUGACAGAUCGGUUAACUGCAUUUACUCAUCGAACUAUCAUAACUUAUAGGGUCUUACGUACAAAUAAGCACGCAUAGUAGGUGUACACAAGAAACUCCAAGAUGAAAAAAAAUGUUCAAACAAACUAAAUGAGUUGACUAAAAACUAAUGACUUUAUGAUGGAAAAUCAAUUAUAUGUCGUGAAUUUUUAUCAAACAAAUAUCUACUUCAAAAAUAAUUAUUUUUUUUUAAAUUUUAAACAAAAUAAUAUGUGAUAAUAGGUAUUAGUUUAUGUAAAUGAUACAUAAAUAUUUAAAGUUUUGACAAAACGUAUACACUUGUUUUACCUCAUCAGACUCGAUUAGUAUUAAAACCUUUACUGGCCAAAAAGGGAUUUAACAUAUUUCGGCCGAAAAGGGAAAAGUAUGUAUUUUGAAAACAGUGACACUGCAAACAUUCGAGUUCCACUUCCUAUUUGUCACAGUUAUUGUUUUAUUUUAGCCGUGCCAUUUGUAAUGAAUACUUACCAUUCAAAUAUUGCUACGUGUAUUUUAAUUGUUGUACUCAAAUUUUGUUACCAUUUUUUUUUUAUUAUUAUUGUACAUAAAACAAUAGUUUAAGUGUUAUAAUUAUAAUGUAAAAUUAUUAUUGUUAUUAUUUUUUUACCAUUAUUUUAAUAUUUUCUCAUAAUGUGGAAUCGAAACGUUUCUCCGGAGAUUUUGAUAUAUCACUAAACUAAAAUAUACUAGUAAAAAUAUUAUUAGAAAAAAAACGAAUAUUCAUCGGUUUUAAAAAAUACAUAACUUUUAUAACUAAUUUUUACCGUAACAGCAUUAUGCAUAAAAAAAAAAUAUAAUAUAAAUUGUCCUACAAUACUAAGUGGAUAUUAUACUGUUGAAAAAUAAGAAAAAAAGGCAUAAUAAAAACUAAUUCUCAGAAUUAGGUACCUAAUAUUUAAUGCAAAAUGGAUGGUAAUGUGAUCCAUCGCCUUUAGAACGCAUAAAACGUUUUUGUUUUGCUUUCAUUGUUCAAAAUAAUAUUUUAACAUGAUAUCGAUAAAAUUAAUACAAAUUAAUUAAUUUUUGUAUCAAUGGACAGACAACAAAAUAAAUAAUGCCAAAUUUCAUAAAACUAAGACAAUUUAACCAAUUAUUGUUUAAUAAUUAUAAUAAUAAGAAUAAUAAUUAAUAAUUAAAAUUAUUUAUAAAUGAUUAAUAACAGUAAAUUUAUAUGUAACAUUAUUACUAUAUAUUACAAUUUACAAGGUGAUUCAUAUAAGUGGGUACACUCAUUAUCUCGGAAAACAUUGACUUUUUCCGAAAUUUGUUUUCUAAAACAUUUAAGAAACAAGCAGCUCUACAAUUUUAUAUUUGUUUUAUUUUUGCAACCAAUAUUUUUGGGCGGUAAAACCACUACCUACUAUUGAUUUUCAAACGGCAAUCUAUCAUAAAAAUUCCAUAAGUAGAUUGAGUAUUAAUUAUAAUAAAUUUUAGUUUUGACAUUUUUGAUUUCCGUCAAUCCGUUGACAGGAUAUUUCACUUUUAAGUUUGAGUUGGUGAAGAGUGGUGGAGUAUCAUUUGUGUGGCUAUACGUCACGUGGCGUGUUAAUGAUGUACCACUAUUCUUCUUUACCCCAAACACAAAAAUGGAAUAUCUCGUCAACGGACUGAAGGAANUAACAGAAAUAUAAAAUUGUAAAGCAGCUUGUUUCUUAAACUUUCUAGAAAACAAAUUCCGGAAAAAGUUAAUACUUUCCGAGAUAAUGAGUGUACCUACUUUAAUUAAUCACCUGGUAGUUACACUACAGUUUGUUCCUUAUGCACUAUUACCAUGGACAUUUUUUUGUUGUUAAAUAUUCUUUACAGUGAAAGUUAAGUAAAUUAAAACAUAUGAAUAUAAUACAUCUUAUAUUGAUUGUACAUUUCGCCUCUAACUAUAUAAAUUAUAAAUGUUAAAUAUAGGCAAAUAUUAAUAAUAAUAACAAAUAAUGCAUAUUUAUUCAUUUGUUAUAGUCAUAAUUUAAAAUAUUAUGUUCAUUACUAUGAUCUCUUAAUAUGAAAUAUUACUGAUUCAGAAUAAGAUAAUGUACAUAUUAUUUUUUUACAUUUUAUAAUCAUAAAAAAUAUACUGUUUUUUAUGUGUGUCAC
This is a messenger RNA of Cinara cedri, 17396 nucleotides long. Lineage: Eukaryota; Metazoa; Arthropoda; Insecta; Hemiptera; Aphididae. The record is from the annotation of a GenBank genome assembly.